This is a messenger RNA of Chara braunii, 1470 nucleotides long. The record is from the annotation of a GenBank genome assembly. NCBI's taxonomy places the organism in Eukaryota, Viridiplantae, Streptophyta, Charophyceae, Charales, Characeae.
AUCCGCAGCCAAAGCGCAAUCAGCCCCCACCGGCUGCGGCCCCUGUUGCUCUAAACCAAGGACGAAUGGCCGCAUUGAUGGACACGGCCCAAGAAGGAGAGCUCAUGGCGUAUGCCCCAGAACAACCUCCCCCCUCGAUGGCAACGACGUCGACAUCGGGAGCUUCUUCCUCUGACGCUGCGGACGUGGUCGAUCCACUUGAGUAUCUUCAUCUCGCAGGCAUGAUCGGAGCGAUCCGAUCGGCACCUGAUGAUCUCGAGUGGGUCGAUCGCGAUUCUAAUCUCGGUCCUCAGUUUAGGACGGGCGAAAUCGAUGUGUUACGAGCGCUCAAGCAGCUAGAUAUCCGCGUUCCGAUCCUGGUGGGACACUUGCUCACCAUAUCUGAAGCUGCAAACGACAAACUGUUACAACAAUGUCAGAAAAAUCAAAAGCGCUUCACGUACCAGCGCAUACAGCGAAUGUUGAAAAAGAAGGAAGGAGGCGAGGAAGUUGCACCGCCCGAACCCGAAGCCGGCGAACCUGAAGCCGCACGAAUAGCAACGAUCUCCUUAGCAGAGAAGGAUCACUUCGUACGAGCUCGGUCGGUACUGUGGAAGAGCGUGGAAUGUGAUUGUGAAGUUUGGGGCAAGCCGUUUAACGCCCUUAUCGACACAGGGUCUUCUGCAGUGGCCAUAUCACUAGACACAGUCAGAAAGACGGGACGACUUGGAUCCAUUCUUCCUCAAUCUGGCAAAGACAAUUAUGUCUCUGCCGACGAGGAAGCAAUGAACAUCGUGGGUAUUAUUGACUCUAAUAUUGAGAAUGUGGCUGUAAAGGUUAGACGGGUACACGUCCUUGUUAACGCACUAGUAAUAGAUCCAGAGGCCAUCUCGAUGAUCCUUGCCCAGGUGGGACCAAGUGGACUGGAGAACAUGGUGGAGUAUGCGUCCAAAUCGGUGUCCACCUGCAAGCGUAACUACGCCGCUCCGACGGGAGAAUGCUACGCGGCUCUUUGGGGAAUCAGUCACUUUCGCGGUUACCUGUACGGGCGGAAGUUCACCUUGGUAACCGAUCAUGAGCACCUGUUGGCUCUGAAGAAAUCGAAGGAUUACUCUGGCAUGAUCGGGCGAUGGGCAACGGUGCUACAGAGCAUGGACUUUGACAUUCGUCAUCGAAAGCACGAGAGACACGGGAAUGCGGACGGACUGACAUGACUGCACCGGCCUGAGAAAGUUCCAAAGAGUGAGGAGGUGAUUCCGUGGAACGAACCCGAACAGGAGGUUGGACCUCGGUACGGCCAAGUGGAGAUCUUGUUGACACGAGGAUCAAUUUGUCUGAUUCUACCCUCUCCGCAAUUCGGUCCCAUCUCUCCUCCUCUGUCAUCAUGACUACCCCACCUGUCUCUGCAACCCCUUCCUCUCCUACUAAUUCURCCCCUCUCACUUCCUCAGCUUUCUUUGCCACCCUCCCCGAUAAAUUCUGCUAUUUUUG